AGCUGUUUGAUGUUUGGGUUGAGGGAGGCAUGCGGAGCAGCGACGCUGAUUGGAAGCUGUUUCGCACUCUUGUUUUCCGAACGUUUUGCUGUCUUCAACAAAGGCGUGGUGAAACCUGUCUGUGAUUGUAAACCCCAGCACUUAUUUCCAAAGUGUAUGCAUUAAAUCAUUCGUGUCCCUCCUUCCCUGUAGUUUUUUUUUAAAAUUGCUGUGUUUCACUCAAAUUGACUUAUUGAUGAAAUCCCUUGUUAGUGGAGUAUACCAUUUGCGGCUGUUAUCGUGAGCUUUUUCUUUGGGGUGGGGUUAUUUGACAGCAACAUGGCGGAGAGCUGUGCGUGGUUGUUAGUGCUUGGCUCAGUUUUAUUAUGUAGUCUGUUCAAGAUGUUGUUGCCGACCCUUUCCUCACUUGUAGCCAGACUUCUGCAAAAAGAUGGAGAGACUGAGCUCCAAAUGAGAUAUGAAAUUGGAAACAUGAAGCAGGAGUUGGCAACAAUCAGUAUGAUGGAUGAGUUUGCCAGAUACGCAAGGCUGGAGCGCAAGAUAAAUAAAAUGACUGAUAAACUGAAAACUCAUGUCAAAACAAGAACGGCACAGUUAGCAAAGAUCAAGUGGGUGGUGAAUAUUGUUUUUUAUAUUGUACAGGCAGUUUUAAUGAUUUCCCUAAUAUUGAAAUAUUAUUCAGAACCCGUAGCUGUGCUUCCACGAAAAUGGAUGACACCAUUGGAGAGGAUGGUAGCUUUCCCAACUGGUGUAGAAGGUGGGGUUGGAAUCACUUGCUGGCUGUUGGUCUGCAAUAAAGUUGUGGCUGUAGCAUUACAGCCAUUCACCUGAACUGUGAUGCUGGGAAUUCAGAACCUGUAUUUCUUAUUAUUUUGCUAGCUUCCCUUCUGGAAUCAAAUAUUCGUUUAAAAAAAGGAUUGUUGUGGUUUCUAAAUUGUUUGUCAAGUUUUUUUUUAAACUGCUUUGAUUUAAAUGGAGAAGGUGAAUGAAUGAACGAUUGUCCAGCCAAACUUUGUCAAACAUAUCAAUUUUUUUGGCGGGGGGAGUGAUACAAUAGGAUUGACGGUUUUGAAGAAUUAUUUCAAAUUAGAAAAAGGUAUUUAGGGUUAGUUAUAAAUGAUCGCACAUGUUUUAAUACCUGGAAAAACAAUAAUCGUAAGUUAUGAUGCCAAACUGUGAUUUUCUGCUGUUGAGUUUUAUCGGUUUUGCACAAGUGUUGCUGUCUACGUGUUGCAAAUUUAUUUAUUGGAUCAUUGUUUUGCAUCUCAUGGCAAUUUGUUUCAAAUAAUUCUUUACAUUUGCAGUCUUAAAAAAUAGUGCUGACAGAAGCUAAGUAAUUGAAAGAAAAUAAAGAUAGAAACUGCUAGAAAAACUGUACAGAUCAGGCAGUGUCUCUGUUUCAGGUCAGGAUUUACUUUUUUUAAAUAAAACAUGAAUGGAGCCUAUAUGGAAAGAUAAAUCUGUAACAUUAGCAAAACACAGUGUGGGCAGUAGAGAGUUAGGGGAAGAGUUCACACUAUGGCAUUAAGGCUAAAAUUCCACAUGUCCAGUAAUGGUAAUAAAAUGUGAGGCUGGAUGAA
This is a messenger RNA of Stegostoma tigrinum, 1580 nucleotides long. It is a transcript of the gene get1, whose product is annotated as guided entry of tail-anchored proteins factor 1. Gene Ontology annotation, biological process: tail-anchored membrane protein insertion into ER membrane. Bases 319 to 831 code for a protein of 170 amino acids. NCBI's taxonomy places the organism in Eukaryota, Metazoa, Chordata, Chondrichthyes, Orectolobiformes, Stegostomatidae. The transcript has 5 exons. The record is from RefSeq and is a predicted model, not a curated record.